Messenger RNA from Megalops cyprinoides (Indo-Pacific tarpon), 2596 nucleotides. RefSeq names its product purinergic receptor P2X, ligand-gated ion channel, 3b (gene p2rx3b). Bases 187 to 1407 code for a protein of 406 amino acids. NCBI's taxonomy places the organism in Eukaryota, Metazoa, Chordata, Actinopteri, Elopiformes, Megalopidae. The transcript is spliced from 12 exons. Gene Ontology annotation, cellular component: nuclear inner membrane; plasma membrane. Gene Ontology annotation, biological process: monoatomic cation transmembrane transport; response to ATP. The record is from RefSeq and is a predicted model, not a curated record. Gene Ontology annotation, molecular function: extracellularly ATP-gated monoatomic cation channel activity; ATP binding; purinergic nucleotide receptor activity.
ACCAGGAGAGCAGAGGGAGAGGAUACUACACCCGGUAAAACCAGGAGAGCAGAGGGAGAGGAUACUACACCCGGUAAAACCAGGAGGGCAGAGGGAGAGGACACUACACCUGGUAAAACCGGGAGAGGACACUACACUGUAGAUUUCCACUUACAGGCUGAACUGUUCCUCCAUUCCUGCUUCAAAAUGAUGGGCUGUAUUACAGACUUCUUCACUUAUGGGACGACCAAGUCUGUGGUGGUGAAAAGCUGGACCAUCGGCAUCAUCAAUCGGGUCGUACAGCUUCUCAUCAUCAUCUACUUCAUCGGGUGGGUGUUCGUGCAUGAGAAGGCGUACCAGGUGAGAGACACUGCCAUCGAGUCCUCAGUAAUGACCAAGGUGAAGGGCUUUGGCGUCUACAACAACAGGGUCAUGGAUGUGGCGGAUUAUGUCACACCUACACAGGGUGCAUCUGUGUUCUGCAUUAUUACUAAACUCAUAACCACGGAGAACCAGAUUCAGGGCGUCUGUCCUGAGAGUGAGAAGAAGUACAGCUGUACAAGUGACAAUGACUGCAAGAAGAAAAAGGAGAAACCAGGAGGAAACGGUCUGAUGACAGGCAGGUGUGUCACCUUCAACAGCUCCUUAAAAACCUGUGAGAUCACAGGCUGGUGUCCUGCUGAGAUUGACUACAUUGAAACAGAGCCCAUGAUGGAGGUUGAAAAUUUCACCAUCUUCAUCAAGAACAGCAUCCGUUUCCCGCUUUUUAACUUCACCAAGGGUAAUUUCCUACCCACCAUAACUCCAUCUUACAUAAAGAAGUGCAACUUCGACACAGUGAACAACACCUACUGCCCCAUCUUCAGGGUAGGAGAUGUGAUACGAUUUGCCCACCAGAACUUCUCCACCCUCGCCAAGAAGGGAGGAGUGAUUGGUAUAAAGAUCGGGUGGAUGUGCGAUCUGGAUAAGUCAGAGGAGAGCUGUAAUCCCUCCUACUCCUUCACACGCCUUGACGCCGUCUCUGAGAAAAACAACGUAUCUCCAGGAUACAACUUCAGGUAUGCCAAAUACUACAAGAUGGAGAACGGGACAGAAUACCGCACACUUCUCAAGGCUUAUGCAAUCAGGUUCGAUGUGCUAGUCAACGGCAACGCUGGGAAGUUCAACAUGAUCCCAACUCUCAUCAACAUGGUAGCUGCCUUCACUUCUGUUGGAGUGGGUACGGUUCUUUGUGACAUCAUUCUUCUGAACUUCCUGAAGGGGGCAGAACAAUACAAGGCCAAGAAAUUUGAAGAGGUGUCUGAAUCUCAGAUCAUGGCCAAUGUCUCUCACAGCAACGGACGUUAUCGAAGCAGCUGUAGUCAGCAGUCAGUCAAACUGGAAGAGAAGCUGUCCAAUGACUCAGGGGCUUUUUCCAUUGGACAGUAAUGCUGAUAGACAGGACCACACAGCAAAUGGGGAAGGGGAAGAGAGGAACUCUUUCAUAAAUAUAUAAAAAUCACAUCUGAUAUGUAAUCCAAACAUUUUUCUCACUGUGAUUGUGUCUCUGCUGACCUUCUUUGCAUGGCUGUAUAUCCUUCCCCUUUUCCACUGUCCCAUUGGAGCAGAGCCUGGGCCACGCUGGCUGCAGAACUGUUUGUGGCACAGCCUGAUUUCCUGCCCCACUGGCACAACUCCCCUUCUAAACAGACUGGAGUGGGUGGAGCUUUUGCAUGCGUAGUGAAUGGCCAUUGCUAGCCGAUGCUGUUGUGUGCUGUGGAUUGUCAUCAGCUAGCUACAAGUGAGCGUGACUGCUGCAACACUGAAGACCAUAGCUAACCAUCUGUAAUGUGUGCAGACAUUGCAUUCAAUCAAAGUCAGUCAGCUUUUACAUAAAAUGUUAAUUUUUUGCAAGUUUGCUAAUUAUCUACACAUUAUUAUUAUUAUUAUUACUGAGAGGAAAAGAUUUAAAAAUUGGCCUACCAUGGUGUGGUAUAGCUCUAAGUGGAAAAGUUUAAAAAACUGGCCUACCAUGGUGUGUAUAGCUCUAAUGAGAUAAUGGAAAAGGAGUAUCUCUGUCCACUACAUUGAUAUAACGCUGCUCUUUGCUUUGCAUGUAAGACAUAAUUGGUCCAGAUGUGUCACAUGAGACAUCUGAGCCAAUCAAAGGCCAGUGUGAUCCCCUUCUGAUGAAACAGGCACCUUACCCUUCUCUACCUGUUUUUUUGAAUGCAGGAGUCACAUAUUAAUUUCACCUUGUUUGCUACUAAUAACAACAGUCAAGGAGACUAGAGAUUUUAAACUAGUGUGUAUUACUCAUAGUUAUGUAUGUUUCUAAAAUUUGACAGAUUUAACAGAAACUUUAGUUACUUUAAUAAGAAUGGUCAUAAAAUAUCAUGGUGACUUUAUCUCAAUGCUUCUAAACCAGGCAUCCCCCCCCCACACACACCCACACCCAAGAUGAUCCAACACACCCACGCUAAACCGUUACUCAGUUCAUUAUGGGGCUGCUAUGCAGAUGUUAGCCUGUAAUUCCUGGUAUAGGACAUUACAUAUGAUACAGAUCUCUUUCCCCGUGUAUUAAUACUGUAAUACUGCACUGGCCAUCAAUGUCACACAAAAUAAAUGUGUCUCUGAC